Messenger RNA from Pediculus humanus corporis (human body louse), 879 nucleotides. Its product is annotated as BTB/POZ domain-containing protein KCTD10, putative. Gene Ontology annotation, molecular function: protein binding. The coding region runs from base 1 to 879 and encodes 292 amino acids. Gene Ontology annotation, biological process: protein homooligomerization. The transcript is spliced from 4 exons. The record is from RefSeq and is a predicted model, not a curated record. Lineage: Eukaryota; Metazoa; Arthropoda; Insecta; Psocodea; Pediculidae.
AUGUCUGGAGAUCAUAAAACCGUUAUCAAAGGUAAUCCAUCUCAAUAUGUCAAACUUAAUAUUGGUGGAUCUUUACAUUACACCACGAUUGGAACUUUGACUAAACAUGAUACUAUGCUGAGAGCCAUGUUCAGUGGACGAAUGGAAGUCCUGACCGAUUCUGAAGGUUGGAUUUUAAUUGAUCGCUGUGGAAAACAUUUUGGAACUAUAUUAAACUUUCUCAGAGAUGGAAGCACGCCACUAUCUGAAGAAACGAGAGCUAUAGCAGAACUUUUAGCAGAAGCAAAAUAUUAUUGUGUGACUGAAUUAGUCGAAUUCUGCGAAAGAGUUUUAGCACAAAAAAGUAGAGAAGCUGAACCCAUAUGCAGAGUACCAUUAAUAACUUCUAAAAAAGAAGAACAGUUACUGAUAUCAAACUCGAGCAAGCCUGUGGUGAAAUUACACAUUAAUAGGCACAAUAAUAAAUAUUCAUACACUACAACAUCAGAUGAUAAUUUGCUUAAAAACAUUGAGCUUUUCGAUAGGCUUUCAUUAAGAUUUAGCGGUAGAGUUCUUUUCAUAAAAGAUGUUAUAGGUUCGAAUGAAAUAUGCUGUUGGACAUUUUAUGGGCAUGGUAAAAAAGUGGCAGAAGUAUGUUGCACUUCAAUCGUUUACACAACUGAUAAAAAACACACAAAGGUUGAUUUCCCGGAAGCGAGAAUUUAUGAGGAAAGUUUAAAUAUCCUUUUGUACGAAAAUAGAACAGGACCAGAUUUAGAAUUGAUGCAAGCUACAUCAACGAGAGGAGCAGUAAGUGCAGGCAUGUCUGCUUACACAAGCGACGAAGAAGAAGAAAGAUCAGGAUUGGCAAGAUUGAGAUCGAAUAAGCAGAAUCCAUGA